UGUCAAUAUUCAAUUUAUUGAAUUUUAAAAUAUACAUUGAUUAUUGAUCUUAUCAAGAAAUAUUGCUAUUAAUAAUUAAUCAGUAACUUUAAUCGGCAAUCAGUAAUGUCAACAAGAGUUUGCUUGGUUUGUGGUGUUAGCGCUAAUGGCAUCAAUUUCUGUGCGCUCACGUGUCAGUCCUGUAAGGCUUUCUUCAGGAGGAAUGCCCACAAACAAGAGGUUCAAUAAUAUUUAUAAUUUAUAAAUAAAUGUCUAAUGAUGACAAAACGGUACCAGAAGUACAAGUGUAGGUUUGGAGACAAUUGUGUGAUUACUGAAGAAUCGCGAAAAUUGUGUCAAAAAUGUCGGCUCAAGAAAUGUUUCGCAGUCGGCAUGAAAAAAGAAUGGAUACUCAAUGAGGAGGAGAAGGAGUUUAGGCGACAACGGAUUGAGGAGAACCGCAAAUAUAGAGAAAUGUGUUUCAAUCAGACAUCACAUGAUGUCCCAGAAGUUGACAAAACUGUAAAUUCCGACUCAAAUGCCAAUUCAUGGGAUGAUAUAAACAAUCAACAAAUCAAUGAAUAUAUCAAUCAAAUCGAGAAUUACAUAACUAAUGAUGAAAGCAGUGAUAAAUUUCACGAAUCAAUCGGUGAUAAUAUAAUUAUCAAACCCAUUAUCGAUGGAAACAAUCUGGAUGACAAGGAUAUAUGUACAGAUAAAAUACCUGGACACACUGGCACUACUAAUUCAGUGGGUACUAGUACCCUGGUCAAAUAUAGCUUCACGGAAAUGCAGAUAUUAAAGGCUGCCCUAUACUAUAACCACUACAAGAAGUGUUGGACUAUUGAAACGAUAAUGCCCAUAUUACUAUUUAAUCCCGAGAGACCAAACAUUAUAAAUAGGGAUAUGAUCGAAGCUAAUGGCAUCAACUUCUGUGUCAUUACUUGUCAGUCAUGUAAAGCAUUCUUCAGGAGGAAUGCCUACAAUUUUGAGAAACAGAAGUGUAGGUUCGGAGACAUUUGUGUAAUCAAUGAGAAAACAAGAAAAUAUUGCAUCAAAUGUCGACUCAAAAAGUGUUUUUCCGUCGGAAUGAAAAAAGAAUGGAUUAUGAAUGAGAAGGAGAAGCAAUUGAGAAGAACUCAAAUCGAAAAGAACCGAAAGUUUAGGCAAACUAUCUCUAAAAGUACCACAAAUGGUGACAAAGUAUCGCAAACGUUAAACUCAGACUCAGAUAUCGACUCAAUUGAGACCUUAGACGACGAGAAAAUUAUUGACUAUAUUCUGGACAUUACUAAUGAAAGCAAUGAUCAAACAAUUAAUAGUUGUCCCAAAAUAAAGUCUGUGUUCACGACAGUCGAUGAGUUGAGAGCUUUUAGUGCCACGAUAUUUCAUAAACGUAUUAAUAACUUCAUACAAUUAGCAAGCAGAUUGAGUGCAUUUAACAGCAUGUGCCUCAAUGACCAAAUAGCCAUGAUCAAAUACAGUUGCAUCGAAAUGCAAAUGUUGAAAGCCGCUACAUUCUACAACCAUGAUAAUCCAUAUUGGUAUCUUGAAUUGGUAUUAAUGCCUAUACUACUGUUUAAUCCUAAGAGACCAGGCAUUGUUCAAAAGGAUAUGAUUGAACUUCAACACCAGUUAUACCUUAGAGGUCCGAAGUGA
This is a messenger RNA of Oppiella nova, 1638 nucleotides long. The record is from the annotation of a GenBank genome assembly. Lineage: Eukaryota; Metazoa; Arthropoda; Arachnida; Sarcoptiformes; Oppiidae.